This is a messenger RNA of Cylicostephanus goldi, 389 nucleotides long. The record is from the annotation of a GenBank genome assembly. Lineage: Eukaryota; Metazoa; Nematoda; Chromadorea; Rhabditida; Strongylidae.
AUGCAGGAGACCGUGAUCGUACUAGAACUGAUCAGCUGCUCGUCCAUACUACUCGGAUUGUUGUUCGGUCCAAAAAUCUAUAUCCUCCUCUCAUAUGAACCCGUAGUGGUGGAGUUCAAACAGGACGGUAUUCAACCAGGCAACGGCAUGACGCUGUUUGAGAGAGAUGACGAUCUGCCAUCGAUGCGAGCUGUGUCGCCAGCUAGCAGCGGUGGUUCGACUCGUACGGCUUCGUCCAUUCGCGCUGCGAAGUUACAAGCUCCAAUUGGGCCAUAUCAAGACGAACCGUCUCCCAUCUUCCACACGGUCAUGAGGAAAAAGAACAAGGUGCGCCGGUCGCACAGCGAACAUGAACUAACCGAGCAGGUGAGCCUUGUCUCCUUUUAAGU